CUACAAUUAUUUUUAUUUUAAGGAGUGUAACAAAAAGUGCACAAUUUAAGCAAAAACAACAAAAUACGUAAAAAUGCCGAUAUACGAAGCAUCAACCGAGAAACUCACCGUAGUUUUGGACAUCGGAGCGGCAUUUACAAAAUUCGGCUUUAGCGGCGAAUUUUCCCCGAGAAGCAUUUUCAGAUCGGAAGUGUACUGCAAAAAGACGAAAAAAACACGCAGGAUAAUCGACUUUGAAACCCCAGAAGACCUAUAUGAUCUACUAGUGGAAUUCAUACACAAAGUAUACUUUAAAUAUGCUUUAUUAAGCCCCAAAGAUCGCCCUAUUAUUGUGGUCGAAAGUUUACUGUGUCCCACCCUAUUUCGGGAAACUUUGGCGAAAGUUUUGUUUGUACACUAUGAAGUUUCUACAAUGUUGGUUUUGCCAUCACAUUUGGUUGCUGCAUCCAGUUUACCUGCUGAAACUGCUCUUGUAGUGGAUAUAGGUUACAAGGAGGGUGUUGUCAUCCCAAUAUGUUAUGGAAUGCCAAUAGUUCAAGCUUGGCAAGCUUUACCAAUUGGCUCUGAAGCAAUCCAUAAUAACUUACGAAGUCUAUUGACUAGCAACAAUACAAACAUUCAGAAUGUCACAGAAAAAGUGAUUGAGGAUAUAAAGGUAAAAUGUUGUUUUGUCACAAAAAAAUAUCGUGCCGAACAAUUGGGGUCCUCUAAACCUGAAAUAACAGCAUGUCCUGAUGUUAAAUACCCUCUAGGUGGCUCUGACACAAUUAUAGUACCAGGAAAAUGCCGCGAGAGGACUUUUGAAGUCCUCUACGAAGAAGAUAAUGAUCAUUUAUGCUUGUCAACUAUGAUUCUUGAUGCUAUUUUAAAAGUAGACAUGGAUUUAAGACAACAAUUAGCUGAAAACAUGCUACUAAUUGGUGGCACAACCAUGAUACCUGGUUUUAAAUCAAGACUAAAGGAAGAGCUUGCAAAACAACUUGAGUUAGAUAGAUAUAAAACAUUGAAAAUACAGAAAUUUAAGUUUCAUACAUUGCCUUGCAAAGAAAACUAUGCUGCAUGGCUUGGAGCUGCUAUUUACGGUGCUACAGAAUUAAUUAAUAUGAAUGGGUUAUCCAGAGAAAAUUAUUUAAAAGAUAGUCAUCUACCUGAUUGGAUUGAUUUAAAAGAUACCAAUCGCUCAUUAUAAGUUUAAUUUUUUUAAAACCUUUAUUUAUUAACAAUUUUAUAAAAUGUAUAAAUAACCCAAUAAACUCUUUUUUAUUAAAUUGUCGAUUAUUUAUUUAUGAACAAAACUUUUUUU
Messenger RNA from Brassicogethes aeneus, 1303 nucleotides. The record is from the annotation of a GenBank genome assembly. Lineage: Eukaryota; Metazoa; Arthropoda; Insecta; Coleoptera; Nitidulidae.